CAGAGAGAGAGACCUGCUAAUAAUACUGCAAUUGGACUGGGGCGGAGGGAAAGAAGCUGUCAUGCCCAGAGCUCCCUCCCUGGAAAGCCUGCAAGAACAGCUGGGCUGCCUGAGAAUGCCACGGGCAUGAAAAUGCUGGGAAUGAGUUUCUUGCAAAGUUUGACCUGGUUGCCUUUCUGAUGCUGCAGCAGAAACUGAAGCAGGGUUGUGUCCCCGCCACCGUCCAAGGGACUGAUCCACGGGAGAGGCUGAAAUACAAUUCAGAUACUGCCCCCCGAUUGAUUUCUUGCAAAAAGAGGAAGCUUGCAACAGCGGGGGAGAGGGGGGAGAUCGCUUCUGCUUUGCUCACCUUCCUAGACAUAAAGCAACCCCCCCCCCCACACACACGCGCAUACAGGUCUGGCUAGAAAAGCCUAGCAAACGGAUGCACGAAGAAGCUACUGUCCCGACACCAAGAAGCCUCCAGCAGCCGCAGCUCCGACGCGAUCUGAGCCUGUGAAUGACAUUGGUCCCAAGGGGGGGGGGUGCAUUGGUGAAAAUGCAAAGUUCCCCUAAGGUGCAGGAUGCUGUGAAGCGCUGAAGACAGAAGGAUCCGGAAGCACAGACUGGGGGAAAAGGCUGUUUUCUCUCUCUGGUCACACACAUGCGAAGGACACGCGCCCCAUGCCUGCAGAUGAGCCCCUGGGGGUGAGGGCGAGCCUGGUCCCCGGAGGCAGGCUGCCGAGACAUCUGAGGACACAGGCGGCGUGACAUGCGAUCCACUGCAGCAUCAAACUAAAAGCCCAGCGCUGGAAGAGGAGGAGGUGGGGUGGGGGGGGGGAAGCUGCGAAGCCACCGCCGAGCUCGUAUCCUGCCGGCUUCGCAUCCUUCCCCAGCCCAGGUGGCGGGGGAGUGGAGAUGUCACGGGCGGCGAUUGUUUGCUGCGGGCUGGGUCAGCGUGGCGGAUCGUGACCUAGGGGGAGAGCAGCCAGGAAGCAGCCGCCACCACCAGGAACAGCAGAGAAACUUUGACAAAACUUCUACAGAUCUCACAGCCGGCUCCUCCCCAUCCCACAGCCAGGUGCGGAGCGGAGAGGUGCAAGGACUAAACCCAGGCGAGGCAAAGCCGGGGGAAUGUGAUGCGUGACAAAGACCUGUGAUUUAUUAUUUAAGCUAUUACUUAAAAAAAAAAAAUCAGCAACACCCCUCUCUCUGACAUCUACAGAAGCCUCCAAAUCAGAGAUGUGGCUGAUUUAACAUUUUCCACCGUUAAUUUUUUUUUUUAAAUUACAGUACUAUUUUUCUUUGCAAAGGGAAGUUAUGAACAACUGCAAGUCCGGAAGUGAAAAUCUACAGGGGCUGUGACAAGAAGUAUUUUAUUAUUUAUAGAGAUGUGUCUAUCAGCAUUCUGCUUUUUCAUCCAAAGAAUAAAGGGAAAUGCCAGCUUCGCUGAUGUUUCAUGGUGAACAGAUGGCAUUCAAAAAGAGGAAGGACUAAAUAUCUCAUCUUUAAAAAAAGGAGAUGAUUAUUUAUUGAACUCAAGACUUUUUUUAAUCCAAAGAAUAUAUGAAUGAAAGAUUUCAUCUGUCAUUAACUGGAGAAUAAGAAAAGGCCCCUUUGCUUCUGAAGUGCAGCUAAAUCCAUAAAAGCAGCAGCGAUAAUACUGACAUUCAAAUAAAGACGUUAUAUGAUGAAUUUUCUAUCCUAUGGAUAUCAUUUUUGAGAUUACAAACCAGGAAGAUCUAUAUUUGAUCUAGCACCAUAUCAUUUCAAUGCCUAAUCUUCCCCAGGAUUGCUGGAGUGUCCUAGGAAUUGCACUGGUGUUGUAUGCCAUGGGCUGUAUUCAGAGUAUUAGCUGCAAAUCCAAAGUUUUCCGGGAAAGUAUUUCAGUGAUUGAGGUGAAAGCCUCCAUCGAUCCUGUUCCCACCAGCAUCGAUGAGUCGUCCAGCGUGGUUCUGCGAUACCGGACCCCUCACUUUCGAGCCUCUGCCCAGGUCUUGGUACCUCCUAUCCCCAAGAAAGAGACCUGGAUCGUGGGAUGGAUUCAAGCAUGUAGCCAUAUGGAGUUUUACAACCACUACGGAGAGCAGGGAAUGUCGAGUUGGGAGCUCCCGGACCUGCAAGAUGGCAAGAUACAGGCCAUAAGUGACUCGGACGGUGUGAACUACCCCUGGUACGGCAACACCACAGAAACCUGCAUGAUCGUGGGACCCACCAGGAAGGAAUCCAAGUUCAACAUCAGUAUGAAUGAUAACUUCUACCCAAGCGUCACGUGGGCGGUGCCUGUGAGCGAGAGCAACGUGGCAAAACUCACGAGCAUCUACCGGGAUCAAAGCUUCACCACCUGGUUGGUUGCCACCAACAUGGCCACCAGCGAGAUGGUGACCCUGCAGACUAUCAAGUGGCGUAUGAGGCUGGGCAUAGAGGUGAAUCCCAGCAGACCCUUGGGGCAGCGUGCUACGCUGCGGCAACCCUUUGCUCAAGAGCAGCCCCAGGUCCUUAGCAAGAAUGAGCCAAUACCACCCAGUGCCCUUGUGAAACCCAAUGCCAAUGAUGCUCAGGUACUCAUGUGGAGGCCAAAGGACGGGCCACCACUAGUGGUGAUCCCUUCAAAAUAUCGGUAAUAGCAACCUGGCAUCCCGGCACCAGAAGGGAAGAAAAUAACCCUGCACUUAGAUACUUUUAGAAUCUAAGCAAAAUUGAGAUGCACUUUUUAUUCAUUCAACAGAAAUGCAACCAUUCUACCUUCUCCCAUUGGGACGGAUCUCACUGUGCUAAAGCUAAAGAGGAGACCUUACCAGGGUCUGUCUCGUCACUUUGAUUCCUAAGCGAGGAAUCAGCAAACUAAACUUUAUUUCUAGCCCUGUAGCUUUCUUUUCUUCCUGACUUUAGUUAUUGUUUGAACUUCAGUCUCAUUAGCUCACCCAGAUUGUCCAGAACAAAAUAAGGUUUUUAUCUGGGAUUUUAUUAUGUUUGGUGGGAGGAAAGGGAUUUUUUUUUCUCUCCCCAGAAUGAAACUCAAGUUCCUGGAGCUAAACGCUGACUAUUUAUUUAUUAUUAUGGGGUUUUUUAAAAUGAUAAAAGGUUCUGAGUUGCAAACCUAAGUCAUGCGGCCUUAUGUAGACUUUGCUUUGCAUUGCCAAACUUUUGCCUUAACGCUGUGUUUGAAAGAAAAUUUAAUCUCACCAAGAAGAAUCUCUUUUCUACAGGAUUUUAGGGAGGGUCAGGGGAAGCGUUCUGGAGCAAGGGAUAGAUUGUCAGUGUAUCAAGGGAUGAGGAGGAAGGAAUGAGAAUGGAAGAAACCAGAUUAAAAAGAAAACCUUCCUGGUUUUAAACAUGGAACAAGAAAGCAUGGAAAUAAACCCAGCUCAAAACCAGUUGUUUUGCUGUAUGAGCAGAAACGGGACUAGUAUUGCACACAGUUGCAAUGCAAGUAACAAGUUUGUUAGAGAACCAUCUUUGGACAAGAGCUGCCAGGCCCCUCACUGCUCGAUAGAAGGGGUCGUCACAGCCUUGCAUUGCUUCAACUUUCUGAGCUGAGCUUGAGAAUACGGAACAAUCCAGACAGUGGUGGGAACGACUGGAGAUGUGGUACUCAAAAAGAAACACAAAUCAGGGGAGUCAUUUCCAUCUUGCUUGUCCUGAGGAGAUGACUUUCUCCUUCCAAACUAGCCCACUAUUAUUUCCCCCGAGGGCAUCGUGAGUGGUGGGUCACACACAAGCUGUAAUAUAUGUGGGGUCAAAUUCUGCCAUUGGUUACUCCCACGAAACCCCAAUUAAUUCAUAACAGGUGGGGUGAGAGGAGCAAGGUACAGCAGGACCCAUCUAAAAUCACUGGGGCUGCAUGGGUGUAAAUGAGGGCAGCUGUUGUCCACUGGAGUCUCUGACUCAGGAAGAAUUAUACCUGUGAAAAUAACAUGCACCCUUCCUAUUAACAGUGAAAACAAAAAAAGUCUCCUCUUACUAUAGCUUUAGUGCUCACCUGGGCUGAUGGAGAACCAGCCUCAUGGUCCCACCAGAUUCAGAUGGCUUUCAGUGAUAAGGGUUGUAGGUGAAGACACAGCUACAGAGAUAUGGUGGAAGCAUACAUGUGUAAGCAGGCGACCCCUAAUAAGGUGAAAAUAAUGCAAAAUUUGCAUCCUGCGGGGAGGAUGCUGCGGGAAGUCAUGUCUGUUUGGAACAUAAGUCAGGGCCCUAAGAAAUCAUUUGGUGGAUCUCCUGGGUGGCCUCAGAGACACCACCAGUAUUUCUCCAAAGACAGGAAGCAUGAAAAGGAGGCAGCUCAACUGAGACAUGUGUGGCUGAGGGGAGUUUAGAAAUGGAGGAACUUGUAUGGUGGAGGCAGCGUGAGCUGGAGAACAGGGCAGGGGCUGGGAGGAGGAGACCUACCUUCUGUUUUCAGCUCUUGUUGUAUGGCCUCAGGCAAGUCUCUUCACCGCUCCACUGCACCUGUAAAAUGGGGAUAGUGACACUUCCCCUUACCGAGGAAUUGCUUAGGGACUAAGAGUGCGCACAUGUUCUGUACCUGGCUGGUCCCUGCUCAGCUGGUCUCACCGGGACUCCCAAGACUCCCAUCUGGAUCUGCCGUUUCCCACGCUAUGCUCCAAGCAGCUCUGUCUCUCCCCCACACUCAUCGGCGAGCUGCUAGCAUUGCAGCCAGCCUCCAUGCACGCUCUUUAAAGAGUUCCCCAGCAAGACAGCCUUAUGGUAUACCAGGACCCUCCCUACUUUGUGUCCAACCCCUUUAUUUUGGCAGCAUGCUCAAAUGCCACCCUCCCGCCCAGGGACCAGAAGCCUCAAUGCCUGCUUCCAAGCCCCAGCAUCCCAUAUGACAGCACCUAUAGUCAUCCUCCACACCACCAGAGUCAGAGUUGAUCUAGGAGGAGGAGGAGGAGGAGAUCUAGAGAGGAUGAUGAAUCAUGCUUGAGAGACCUCGUGGUGUGCAUGGCGACUGCCUCCAUCAUUCUUAAGUUCCCCUUUCUUAGGUCUAAUCAGCUCCCAGCUACAGCUUGUACAGACUUGUACAGACCCUUGAGACUUAUCCAUAUCCUCUCCCAGGCAAUACCACGCCAUAGCAAAUCACUGACUACGGCAAAACCUCCUCCUGCUGUGUCCGGACUGGUGAUAGUUGGGAUGGGCCCAAGUGGUGAAGCUUGCAUCCAUUUCUCAGCAGCCCUAAAGUUUAGUGUGUGCGCGCGUUAGGGGAGGGAGGGGAAGGAAGGGGGAGGUGUUCUUCAGGCCUGGCAUUAUUUUGAGCCCGUUUCUGAAGUGCUGAGUAUUUGCAGCUCCUUUUGACUUCAGUACAGGUUGGGUUCUCAGCACCUCUGGAACAAAAAAAUCAGAACCCACUGUCUUAACUAGCUAUAUGAAGGAGUGUUCUGAGGAAAGAUUUCUUCUCCUGCUCAUCCGAAAUCACAUUCAGGGAAUCCUCAGGUCAUAUUUCAUUUAGCGUGGCAUUGGGCGUAGUCUCUGGGUACAUUAAACAAGCCAGAUUCCUACUACCUAUCUUGCUGGGUUGGAUACACCCCUGCAAUUUGACAUUAACCUCCUUGCUAAGACUCUCCUGCUGCACUGAGUAGACCUGGCUGGGCAGUAAAUGUGAGAAUGAAGGUUCACGUCAGGGGUCAGUUUUGCAAGGCCUUUAACUCCCACUCCAUCCCAAGAAUGCCUCUCCCGUUUCCUUGUUGGAAACAUCCCUCCCUCCUCCCUUUGUGCUGUCAGACGCUAGUGUAGAAAAAGGACACUGCCUUUUUAAGACUUCAUGCUUUGGGAUUAAAUAAAUGAUGUUUUUCCAAUGCUGCUUCAUUACGAAAACUGCUGAGGACAGAUUGAGCCAACACAAAAGGGGUGGCGGCUGGAAAUGAAAAGUGCUAUGCACACCACUAUUUAUAUGGCUGGUUAAUAACUCAAUAGCCAUAUAUUUAGAAUUGCUGCGCAUAGCACUUAGCCUCUCCUUUGGUACUUGAAUCUUCAGGGCACCAGCUCAUGCUGCACUGAGUGGCUGCAAUCAGCAGAGGUAAAUACAGCUGAGCUCUCUCUCUAUUAGGGUGCUCUGGAGCCAAGCAAUUGCUGGGGUUGUACGAGGGACGUGUCCUGAAGGAAGUGCAGAGCUAAAGCUGGGUAUUGCUGGAAACUAGAUCUGUACCCAGAGGUGCAAUAGCUCAUGUGUGCAACGUGAGUGUGGUAGCUCUGGUGAUCCCAUCUUACUCCUCUCAUGAUGGGCAGUUCUCGACAGCCCCAAACCACUGCAUGAGCUGAAAUGUGCCAGUCUCUGCUCAGGAAGGACUGGGUCAGUCUCUGCUGCAGAUCAGGAGAGAGAGGAUGGGCAGAGCUGCGGAGGGACCGGGAUGGAAACAGCAAGGGGUCCCUCAUGUUAACUUCCAUCUCCCGCACAUUGAAAGGAGGCAGGAUUUCAUUUGUGCUAGUGAACAAGAACCCCACGUGAGCAAUGGCACAUGGAUUCCAUUCCUGGCUUCCAUUAUGCUUGUAUGCACCAGCUAGCAUGGCAAGCAGCAGCAGAGAGCCCGCAGUGAGCUCAGAGAAAGGCAGUUGGAUUAGGAUGGUGCUUUGGCGGGGGGAGAGAAGGGUUACCUUAGACCCCGUAGCAGAGGUUCCUCUCUAGCAUUCUGCUCACAUUCAUGCCGCAGCAAUAUGAACCGUCCUUGGGGUCUGGCAGAGAUACUGUGAAAACAUAAUGAAGAUGUACCAAGUCUGGACACUUAACAGAAAUGUAAAAAUAAAACCCUGCUUUUAUAAUGGAGAGAAAUAAAGUGGAAUUUUCAAACAAA
Chrysemys picta bellii (western painted turtle) is the source of this 6767-nucleotide messenger RNA. It is a transcript of the gene FAM78A, whose product is annotated as family with sequence similarity 78 member A. Lineage: Eukaryota; Metazoa; Chordata; Testudines; Emydidae. The record is from RefSeq and is a predicted model, not a curated record.